AUGAAAGAACAAUUCUGUCUCCUUCUAACCAUUUUCGUAUUUUCUCAAGCUUUUUAUGGGGAGCAAUUGGUAGCCGAUGAUCUUCUUGUGCCAGCCCCAAUCCCUGCAUUUCCUGUCAAUAGUUAUGAUGUCAUCGUCGAAGGGGAAUUACGCUGCCAUCAAAAACCGGCAACCGGAGUGGAAAUCCAUCUCGCGGGCAGUGAGUUUGUGUCGGAUGUAAAAACGAAGAUCGACGAUAACGGCCGCUUUUAUUUAAACGGUACGCUCCAUGUCACCUCUUUCCCACUGUUUCAACAUCCGGUCGUUCGGAUUUUACAUUCUUGCUCGAAGCAGUUUUGCAAAGUCCUCAGCACGAUUCCGGUCGAAAAACGAUACUUGAGUACAGGAGAGGUGCUCGUCAUAUCCCGCGAGCUCUCCGUCCACUACAAAGGUGACAAGUUGAAAUGCUCGAUUAGGGAGCAGCUAUUGGAAGGUUUUGAUCUUGACGACGAA
Molecule: messenger RNA, 492 nt
Organism: Mesorhabditis spiculigera
Lineage: Eukaryota; Metazoa; Nematoda; Chromadorea; Rhabditida; Rhabditidae
Source: the annotation of a GenBank genome assembly